AUGGCUUACGCUCAGUUCGCCGUUGUCGAUGUUUUCUCCUGCAAUCCUUACAGGGGCAACCCACUGGCUAUUGUAAAUGACCUUGAGCGCAAUCUCACAGAAACUCAGAUGAGGUUGAUCGCGAGUCAGUUCAAUUUAUCGGAGACUACAUUCUUUUCGAGGCCAAGUGUGGGAGGCGCAGACUAUGCGCUUCGUUCGUUUCUCCCAAAUGGGAGGGAAGUCUUCGGGAUUGGGCACAACAUAUUGGGCGUUUGGUGGUUUCUGGCGCACGAAGGCUUACUGGAAUUUACACCAGGGAAGGCAGCCCACAGAAAAGCUCGAUUCGAUGAGUAUACAUUUCACCAAGAGCUCGGCGGUUUGGUGUCUCCAGUCAAGAUUCUGCAGAAAUCGGGCCCAGAUAAGGAUUCGGUCAAGUUUUCCGUCUCCAUAACGCAGGCUACGCCUAAGUUCCAUGGACGACACCCUCAAAUUGAUACACUCGCUAAGACUAUUGGUUUAAGCCCAGAAGACAUUGGCUUGACAACUAUUGACAGAAAUAGUGAAACAAAGGAAGACCUGGCUCCACGAGUUCUAUCUACAUCUACUACUCACCAUCUCUUCGUGCCUAUCGCUUCAGUGGAAGCUCUUGAGCGCGCAUCAGUCCAACGAGAUGAGCUAGUGCAGCAACUCCUACUGGCUGGCGAGUAUGUAUAUGGACUGUACUUAUUCGCAAGGGAUAACUCUAAAGAAGAUGGGGGGAAUACAUACCGAGCGAGAUUCUUUAGUCCUGGCAUGUCGAACGAAGAUCCUGCGACAGGAAGCGCUGCUGGGCCAUUGUCAGCUUUCCUCCAUAGUGAGGGCCAUCUACAGACUGACGGUGGCAAGGCGAGUAUCGAGGUUUGGCAAGGGUUCCAAGUGGGGAGGGAAUGCAUCCUCUGCGUGGACUUGACUAUCGACGACGAAGGUCAGUAUACUGUGGGUGUUGUGGGGGAUGGCGUGAAAGUUUCUGAGGGCAAGAUGAUUCUCCCAUGAGUAUGU
Fusarium oxysporum Fo47 is the source of this 1017-nucleotide messenger RNA. Its product is annotated as PhzF family phenazine biosynthesis protein. The record is from RefSeq and is a predicted model, not a curated record. The transcript has a single exon. Lineage: Eukaryota; Fungi; Ascomycota; Sordariomycetes; Hypocreales; Nectriaceae. The coding region runs from base 1 to 1011 and encodes 336 amino acids. Gene Ontology annotation, biological process: biosynthetic process. Gene Ontology annotation, molecular function: isomerase activity. Gene Ontology annotation, cellular component: cytoplasm.